Molecule: messenger RNA, 1493 nt
Organism: Cucumis melo (muskmelon)
Lineage: Eukaryota; Viridiplantae; Streptophyta; Magnoliopsida; Cucurbitales; Cucurbitaceae
Exons: 2
Coding region: 353-1318 (321 amino acids)
Source: RefSeq, a predicted model, not a curated record
GAAAACCGGUGGGAUUUUAAAUACAAGUUCGCGCGCUAGGGCUGAAGCCCUAGCCGCAUCCCCGCUAUUUUCCCCCCAUCUCUCUCAAAUCUUCUUUGUCGCUCACCCAUUUGCGAUUCUUUCUCCUUAAUUUCCAGGUUACUGAAGGAUUCGAAGCGGUUUUCCAUCCCUGUUUGGUCAUUUUCAAGUUUCUAUUCCAUGGGUUCUUUUCAAGGGGGCUUUCAAUCGCCAUAAAUUUAUUAGCAAGGAUGCUGCCGAUGGGUAUAAGAAACAUGUUGUUAAGAGUAGUGUUAUACCGGAAAGGGGCUUGGCUCCGUGCGAAGUUCAUCAACCCCAACUAUAUCAGAAUAUUAUGCAACGGGGUUGGUCUGAUUUUGUGAAACAGCCUGAGCCAGCAGUGGUUUCCAUUGUUCGCGAAUUCUAUGCUAAUAUGGUUGAGGGCAGUUCUCGAUCGUUUGUACGUGGUCGUCAGGUUUCCUUCGACUAUGGCACAAUCAAUCGGUACUAUCACUUACCUAACUUUGAGCGUGAUGAAUAUGCUAUCUAUGCCAGUGAACAUGUGGAUGUUCACCAGAUCAUUCGUGAGCUCUGCCAACCUGGAGCUGAAUGGAUUAUUAAUCCGGGCGAGCCGAUUAGAUUUAAAUCAUCAAACUUGACUGUUAGUAACCAAGUGUGGCACAAAUUUAUCUGUGCUAAGUUACUUCCUGUGGCUCAUACGAGUAGUGUCACGAAGGAGAGAGCGAUUCUUCUUUACGCUAUUGCCACUAAGAGGUCUGUGGAUGUUGGUAAAGUCAUUCACAAGUCCUUAUGCAACAUCCGUAAGAGUGGCAUGACUGGAGGACUUGGUCAUUCAUCUCUAAUUACGGCCUUGUGUAGGAAUGAAGGCGUCGUGUGGAACGAAAAGGAGGAGUUGGUUGACCCUAAGCCCAUCAUGGAUAAGAAUUUUAUUAUGGGAAUUCCUGGUUGGAGUUUUGAGACCAUGGGUGCAGGCCACUGUGAUGAGACUGCUGGUGCAAGCCACUGCAAUAAGACGCCUGAUGCAGGCCACCAUGAUGAGCCAAGUGACCAGGAUGAGGCAGAACCCAUUCGAGAGGUACGGCAAACCCUGACCAUUGAUCUUCCUAGGCAGACACAAAGGCCUCUAUCCCUUGAUGAGCAAAUUCAACGGUUGGAACGUCGUGUUCGCAGCUACCAUAGGCGCUCAGAGGAAAGAUUCGAUCAUCUCUACAAGUGUUUGUUUGCUCUGCAUGAUCGUGGAGUCAUGCAUGUGUUUCCCCCUCGCAUGCAACCAUACGUAUCUUCAGAUGAUGAUUCCUGAGACUUCUUUUCUUACAGGGCAGUGUUUUUUACCCCUAGUCAUGUUGUUUGUACUCUUUAUUUUGUAAUUACUUUUAUCUGUUCUUACUCCAUUAAAGGUAGUGUAAAGUUUGAACAUGGUUAGCUCUAUUGUGCAUGAAAUUUAGUUAUCACUAAUACAGAUUUGUUGAAUGCAA